Xenopus tropicalis (tropical clawed frog) is the source of this 1583-nucleotide messenger RNA. Its product is annotated as sprT-like domain-containing protein Spartan. Gene Ontology annotation, molecular function: single-stranded DNA binding; metalloendopeptidase activity. Gene Ontology annotation, biological process: DNA damage response. NCBI's taxonomy places the organism in Eukaryota, Metazoa, Chordata, Amphibia, Anura, Pipidae. The transcript is spliced from 7 exons. The record is from RefSeq and is a predicted model, not a curated record. The coding region runs from base 73 to 783 and encodes 236 amino acids.
CUGCCUGCAUCAUCUGCACACAGUCAAACCCCUUCAGUUCCUGGCGAGUGUUGCUAGCGAUAAGCAGCAAUCAUGAGCGAAUGGAACAAUCCUUCUACUUCUAACAACUUAGAAAAUCCUAAUUUAUCUACUUUUAAUACCGAGGGAGAAAAUUCCCAAAAUCUUCCUGCGGACAACCCGCCUGCAGAUAGAAGUUAUUCUAUUAUCGAUCCAAUAUGGGAAACUUUAGAUCCGAAUCCAGACCCACAGAUCUUAUAUAAUCAAUUCAACAAGAUCAUUUUUGGAGGCACUUUGCCUACGGUUGAUGUCAAAUGGAGCAACAGGAUGACUCGAUCAACUGGUGUGUGUUAUCAUUCACUGAAUAAGAGUGGGGAUUGCAUAGGAUGUCGAAUACGCCUAAGCAAGAAGAUUUUAGAAUUGCGUCGAAGAAAGGACAUGGUGGAAUCCCUCCUUCACGAGAUGAUCCAUGUCUUACUGUGUUCCACAAAUAAUAUGGAUCCAGGUGAUGAUCAUGGGCCAAAUUUCCGACUUACUAUGGAGGUCUUUAAUAAUUCAUUUGGCACUAAUAUAACGAUUUCCCAUACAUUUUACGAAGAAGUCGAAGCAGUAAAGAGGCAUUGGUGGGAAUGCGAUGGGCCCUGCCAAAAUGUAGUUAAAAGGGCAACUAACAGAGCCCCUUCCUCCAAGGAACGCUGGUUCCGAGAGCAUGAGCAGACAUGUGGAGGAAGUUUCAUAAAGACCUCUGAGCCUGAGGGUCCGGCACGAAAGCGGAGAAGAACCUAGACUGUAUUAUCCCUAUGGGAAUGCUAAGUCAUACUGAAUAGCCGAUAGGAGGUUUAGAGCCUGGCCUCAUUCAAAUGGACUUCCCUCCUACACGAGAUGAUCCAUGUCUUACUGUGUUCCACAAAUAAUAUGGAUCCAGGUGAUGAUCAUGGGCCAAAUUUCCGACUUACUAUGGAGGUCUUUAAUAAUUCAUUUGGCACUAAUAUAACGAUUUCCCAUACAUUUUACGAAGAAGUCGAAGCAAUAAAGAGGCAUUGGUGGGAAUGCGAUGGGCCCUGCCAAAAUGUAGUUAAAAGGGCAACUAACAGAGCCCCUUCCUCCAAGGAACGCUGGUUCCGAGAGCAUGAGCAGACAUGUGGAGGAAGUUUCAUAAAGACCUCUGAGCCUGAGGGUCCGGCACGAAAGCGGAGAAGAACCUAGACUGUAUUAUCCCUAUGGGAAUGCUAAGUCAUACUGAAUAGCCGAGGUUUAGAGCCUGGCCUCAUUCAAAUGGACUGUCCGUUUUAUCAGCUGUAUAUGGUUGGGUCACCAGAGCUUUACUGCUAUUCUCCAAAAAGAGACCCAGCAUGGACAACAUUUUUCCAACCUUCCAAGUAAUGGGUUUUUUAAUCUGGACACAUUUUUUUCCCAUUGUAUUAAAAUUUACAGCUGCACUGUAUUAUCUAUUACUAUGAUCCUUUAUUUAUAUAGCACUGAAAUAUUCAGCAGGGCUUUACAGAGAUGACACAUGAUUUCCAUCAGUCCCUGCCCCAGUGAGCUUACAAUCUAAGGUCCCUAUCACAUUCCCAUCAGUCCCUGCU